Owenia fusiformis is the source of this 2808-nucleotide messenger RNA. The record is from the annotation of a GenBank genome assembly. Lineage: Eukaryota; Metazoa; Annelida; Polychaeta; Sabellida; Oweniidae.
AUUGGUACAAAAUUGACCGACUACGCAUGAACUUUACUUCAAUCUGCACAAUAUACUAGUUCAGUGACUUCAACUAAAAUAUAAAAACAACAGCAAAAUCGGAGAUAUGUUUAGCGUGAAGAUUGAUUAAAAUACCCAAUGGAUCUUGACCGUAUAUAAGGUUUGUUGACCCACAAAAAUAUAACACUUAUUUAAAUCUACAGAGAGAUUACGCGUGGCAGAGAGUCAACCAUCAUGGAGUCGGGAUCAAAGGAGGACUUGGCUUUAGUAUUAAAAAAUGCAAGGGCAAAUCAUCAGUUCUAUAGUCAACAACAGGCGCCCCUUCAACAAGAAGCAAAUGGAAAAGCAAAUUCUCAAAAUGGCGACGUAUAUGACGGAUACCAAAGCGAGGCUGAAACUCGCCGUAGCGACAACAGACCACAGACAUUUAAAACACAUCAUGAUGAGGACGAUCCUGAUAAAGAAGAUGUUCUUGGGAGUCUUUAUGAGAACGCGAUAUCUGAGGCAGGAUUUGGGAAGUUCCAGUGGACAUUGCUAUUCGUUCUUGGCCUUGGAAUAAUGGGAGACGGCAUAGAGUUGUAUGUGGUGGCGUUUAUUCUACCAGGAGCAGAGAAAGAUUUAUGUAUGACGUCAGCCAUGAAAGGAUGGUUAGGUUCAGUAGGUUUUGCCGGUAUGUUAGUCGGAAGUUUAGUGUGGGGCAGUAUUGCUGACCGGAUAGGAAGAAAACCUUCUCUCCUUCUCUCGCUCUCCAUUAAUGCCAUCUUUUCAUUAGUAUGCGCAUUCAUGCUGACCUUUGAACUGUUCGUCAUGUGCCGAUUUAUCUGUGGAUUCGGGAUUGGUGGAUCUAUUCCCAUAACCGUGGCAUAUUUCCUUGAAUUCUGCCCCCGACAGCGUAGAGGUCGGCACAUCGGGAUGCUCUUGUUAUGGUGGACAAUGGCAGGACUGUAUGUCUCGAUUGCCGCGUGGAUAAUCAUCCCAUAUAAAGAAUUAGCUUUCCAUAUAAUGGGAUCGGACUUUCAUAGCUGGAGAAUCUGCCUUAUAGUCUGUGCGAUCCCAUGCUUAGCCUCCGUCAUUGGACUAUUCUUUAUGCCCGAGAGUCCCAGGUAUCUCUUAGAGGUCGGAAAAGAUUUAAAGGCUCUCUCGGUGUUCCGCCAGGUAUACCUGUGGAAUCAUGCUGAAGACGACUCGGAUGACGAAUACGAAAUGCCAGAAAUUCGUAUCCCCAAUAACAUGCCUGCAUCGCCAUCUAUACAAAAUGAAAAAGCUAAAAACUGCUUUCAUGAUUGCCAGUCAAAGUUCAAAAAUAUUUGCAGUUCAUUCAGGGAUAUAUUUGGUUCGUCCCUUAUUGUAACCACACUCAUUCUUACUGUCACAUGGUCAGCACUGACCUUUGGGUAUUACGGGAUGACCAUUUGGUUCCCUGAAUACAUGAAAAAACUCCAAAUGGAGGCUUACUUCCGUACUACUGAAUAUACUGCUAACUCUACAGUCCUAGGUGCCAACUUCACCCAUCAAACAGACAAUAUGGAGUACGACAACGUCAUGUUUGAUCACGUGACUUUUUACAAUAUAAUCCUGACGCAUGUCACAUUUCAAAAUUGUACAUUUCUUAAUUGUAUAUUUAAAAAUGUCACAUCUGCAAAAACGUCAUUUCUUUCAUCAAGUUUAUACAAUGUGACUUUUACACACACAGACUUUGUGGAUGCACAGUUCCAAAACACGCACUCUCGGAAUGUUUAUUUUGCUGAAAACAUGACGGGAUGUGCUGUAGAUUUUGAUAUUAACUACAGCGCACGUCAGGUGUAUUUUGAAAACUUUCUCGGUCAGUUAGCUGUGUUACCUGGAGGACUUGUUGUUGCCUUCUUGGUCGACUUCGUCGGCAGAAUUAGGUUACUAGCUGGAUCCAUGUUCCUAUGCGGGAUAAGUGUGUUUUUUAUUUGGCUGUUGGACAGAGAGCUGGGGGUGGUCAUUUUGAACUGCGUCUUCAUGUUGCUUGGCAAUAUCAGUUGGAACACCCUCGAGAUCAUCAGUGGAGAACUCUAUCCUUCUAGAACGAGGGGAACAGGUUUGGGGUACUUGAGCUGUAUAUCCAGGGUAGCUGCUGUACUGGGAAAUGUGUCUUUUGGCAAUUUGAUCGAUAUUAGUAAGUUUAUACCUAUUUUGCUGACAGCAAGCGUCAUGGCUAUUGGAGGGCUCGUGUCUACCAAACUGACUGACUCCAGAGACAUCAUGAUAUAGGUAAUACCGUAUAUACCAUUGGAAAGUGAGAGUUACGUGUGCAAUAUCUCUAUUCAAAAGAAGACACCAACUUUUGGAAUUAUUACUGUAAGUCCGUAAUAAAUCAGAACCAGCAGAUGAAUCGUCGAAUGGUGUCAUGGUGUUAAAUGAAGACAUCAUUAGUUCGCUAGCGGAAUGUUAAGGUUAUGAGGUAUAUGAUUCCUUCCAUAAGAGACUAGAACUAUUGCUAUGAACUACAUGUAUGAACUACGUUGAUAUAGCCAGCAAAUGAACAAUAGAGGCCAUGACUAACUCUUGUAUUUAUACAUUCUGAGAUGAUGAUUUAUAUAUCAACAUUUGAGUAUGAACCAUAUACAGACAUUAGGAUGGAUAUAUGGUUAUUGAGAAUGGAUAGUAUUAUAAUUUUGAGAUUUUGUCACAUUUGAGAAUGUACGUAAUGUCAAAAUAAUUUUACAUUUUACAAAACAGACUGAGUGGUUUGCAGAAUGAUGCAAUGGAUAUUGAAAAUGAAUUACAACACAUGCAAUUAAAACAUCACAGGCAUUUACGAAGAUUUAACGCAUUUGCAGA